AUGACUGAGAAAAUCUUAGCCAAACGAGACGAAUUUUUGAAAACUCAAACUAUUAACCAGGAUGUGCCUACACCUAAGGAGAUUCCUCAACUGGAACUGUUGAAACGAGUACCACGACCACUAAGACAUGUAAAGUACAUUCCCGUCAAGAACUUGGUGUUUUUCUCCAAGCACACGACCCCACAGUUCUCGUAUGAGACCCGCAUCAAAACUCCCAUUCCCAAGGACACGCUCAUUGUCCAAGUCCGCAAUUCUGGUUUGAAUCCCGUAGAUCUCAAGAUCAUCAACAGCUACACACGUAACAUGAAUCGUGAAGUGGGAAUCGGGCGGGAAUUUAGCGGCGUCAUCACGGAGACUGGUAGUGAUGUGCGCGGACAAUGGAAGGAGGGUGACGAAGUCUACGGUGUCUACUUCCAUCCGACUUUAGGAGUUGGUACUGCGCAAAGUUCUAUCUUGGUGGCUCCCGAUAAAGACGUGAUAUUACGCAAACCCUCUAAUAUAGGAUUCCAGGCUGCUGCAGGUACUCUAUAUUGCCUGGGAGCCGCUCGUAAUAUUCUGGAUGGUCUUGAAUCCAAAGGUCAGCUCACGCCAAGUUCAAACAUAUUAAUCAAUGGAGGUACCACAAGUGUGGCCAUUUUUGCUAUCCAGUUACUAAAAUAUCACCAUAGGAUCCCUAAGAAAAUAGUGAUACUAUGUUCAGAAUACGGUGCGACAUUUUUGAAGUCACAAUUCCCAGACUUAUGCGAUGAGUUGAUAUUUGUAAACUACGUGAUGAAUGCUAGACAAAUUCACAAACCUCUCGAAGACAUGAUUAGUAAUCACGAAACAAUUAGUUACGACGCAACAACAGGGCAACCGAUCUCAAGCCCUUAUGAUCAAGGCAAGUUCAACGUCAUUUUAGAUUUCAUUGGUGGGUACCAACUAAUAGGUCAUAGUAAUUCUCUGUUAGAGAAGAAUGGUGCAUAUGUCACGACCGUCGGCGAUUACCGCACCAAUUAUUCCAAGGACGUGUUCAACGCUUGGGAUAAUCCUAGCGCUGGCGCAAGAAAGAUUUUUGGCAAAUUACUAUGGACAUUCGACUACACCCAUUUUCAUUUUGAUCCUAAUGCCAAAUAUGCGAGCAAGAACGGUUGGGCAGAGAAGUGCGCGGAGCUUGUAGAGAGUGAAGUCGUGAGAUGCGUUGUGGACAAAGUUUACGAUUGGAAAAAAUUCGAAGAUGCAUUGGAUUAUUUGAAACGGGGCCACUGCCACGGAAAAGUCAUAUUGGAAGUUGAAAGGUUCUGA
Molecule: messenger RNA, 1284 nt
Organism: Lachancea nothofagi CBS 11611
Lineage: Eukaryota; Fungi; Ascomycota; Saccharomycetes; Saccharomycetales; Saccharomycetaceae
Source: the annotation of a GenBank genome assembly